Messenger RNA from Aspergillus nomiae NRRL 13137, 1416 nucleotides. RefSeq names its product Ras-GEF domain-containing protein. Lineage: Eukaryota; Fungi; Ascomycota; Eurotiomycetes; Eurotiales; Aspergillaceae. Gene Ontology annotation, biological process: Ras protein signal transduction; positive regulation of GTPase activity. The transcript has 3 exons. Gene Ontology annotation, cellular component: plasma membrane. Gene Ontology annotation, molecular function: guanyl-nucleotide exchange factor activity. The record is from RefSeq and is a predicted model, not a curated record. The coding region runs from base 1 to 1416 and encodes 471 amino acids.
AUGCAUGAGACUGCCCUCCCUGUGCGCGCCAGAGCGCGGUCUGUGUCCACUGAUGUCCCUUGGUUUCUGAAAUUGGAUCAUGAUAAUGAGGUGGUUUACGAAGUAACAGAUCGCCCGCUGUUGAAGAGCGGUACAUUGACAGGACUCGUGGAGCAAUUGACUCGCCAUGACCGACUGGACCUUGUCUUCAACGAGACCUUCCUGAUCACCUAUCCGACCUUUGUAUCCGCGCCGGACCUCUUCGAUGCUCUCCUCCGACGAUUUCAUGUCGAGCCUCCGGGUCAAUUGACGGAACCCGAGCUGCAGCUGUGGUCCCAGCACAAACAAAAGGCAAUCCGGCUCCGGGUAGUCAAUAUCUUGAAGACAUGGCUGGAACGGUUCUGGAUGGAGCCACGCGAGGAAUCAACGACAGAUUUCCUCGGGAAGAUGCACGCCCGGAUCAAGAACUCGACGGACGUGAUGGAGACACCCACUGCCUCUCAAUUAUUGAGUGCCAUCGAUCAGCGGAUCCAGGGCCAGGAGAUCACGAAACGCCUUGCUACGCCGCCGAACUCCAACAUCCCCAAACCGAUCACACCCAAGAAUAUGAAAAAGCUGAAGAUACUGGACCUCGAUGCCACCGAGCUCGCCCGCCAGCUAACAAUCAUUGAAUUCAACCACCACGCCCGGAUCAAGCCGAACGAAUGCCUCAGCCAGAAAUGGAAGAAGAGGAGGUCCAAUAGCACCGAGCCGUCGACGGGGGUCAAUGCCAUGAUUCUGCACUCAAAUCGACUGGCUAAUUACGUGGGUGAGCUUGUGUUGGCACAAGAUGAGCUGAAAAAGAGGGUGUCCAUGAUCAAGUUGUUUGUGCAGGCUGCCGAUGUUUGUCGAUCGAUUAAUAAUUAUGCUACGUUGAUGUCGAUUGUGUCCGGUCUGGGGCAGUCCCCCGUCUUUCGACUCCGGCAAACUUGGGGUCUUGUCAAUCCGCGCAUUCGAAGCCUACUUGAGGAAUUGCGGGAUUUGAUGUCGAGUGAGAAGAAUUGGGCCAAGUAUCGCGAAGCUUUGCGGCAGGCUAGUCCGCCCUGUGUUCCUUUCCUGGGAAUCUAUCUCACAGACCUAACAUUCAUCGACGACGGCAUCCCUGACCUCACCCAAUCCGGCACGAUCAACUUCGCCAAGCGCAUCAAAGUGGCCGAAGUCCUGCAAAACAUCCAACAAUACCAAAAUAUGCCCUACAAUCUGCAGCCCGUCCCAGAGAUCCAGGACUUUCUCAUCAGGAACCUGAGGGACACAAAGGACGUCAGCGACAUGUAUGACCGGAGUCUGCAGUUAGAGCCGCGCAUGGCCAACGAGGAGAUCGUCGUGCGACGAGGCGCCCACACGGCGACAGGUAGCAAUAUGAGCUCGGUGAUUAUAGCAAGUAUGGCUAUGCGGUGA